Molecule: messenger RNA, 6061 nt
Organism: Astyanax mexicanus (Mexican tetra)
Lineage: Eukaryota; Metazoa; Chordata; Actinopteri; Characiformes; Acestrorhamphidae
Gene: eef2k
Product: eukaryotic elongation factor 2 kinase
Exons: 20
Coding region: 375-2654 (759 amino acids)
Biological process (GO): protein phosphorylation
Molecular function (GO): calcium ion binding; calmodulin binding; elongation factor-2 kinase activity
Source: RefSeq, a predicted model, not a curated record
AAUGUUACUGCCCCCACCUCCCUGAAAGUGCAUUCAAAAACAGGCAGCAGGGCAGGCAGAGCUGCUGCUGCUGCGGCUGGGGGAGGAGGACACGUUGCACCUUUAAAUGGGACGAGAGCUGUUUCAGGGAUAGUCAGUCACACAGUGCAGCUGAAAUUUCCCUUGAAACGAAGAGCUCAAAUCAACAAGCGUUCACAGGAUUUAACGCACCUGCACCUGGGCCUGGACAGCAGAGAAAGGAAGAGAAGAAGCUCCACCUGUGAACGACAGACAUGCCUUCUUCCCGUGAAUAGCCUGGUUUAUACAAGCCAAAGCUGUCAACAAUCCUGCAAGUUCCAGCCUGUCACUCACUCAAUAACACCAACAACAACACCAUGGCAGACGACGAGCUGAUGUUCAGUAUGGAGGAGGUGGGCAGCCUAAAAAGGAGUAGUGGUGAACGGGUUGUGCGUUUUGGACGCGACCCUUCAGUUGAUGAUGACGAUGACGACUUCUAUAUCUGCCCCAUCACUGAUGACCCUGUCAGUCCUACUAAGGAAAUUUGCGAUUACCUCAAGAACAUUGCCAACAACAGGCAGCUUUCUAACUCCCUGCCCAAAAACUCUUUCACUUACAAGAACAAAAAUAAGGAGCCAGAGGUGCGAUCGGUCAGGUUUGGUUCUUUAACUGAGAAAGGUCGGGCCACUUGGAAACAUGCUAUUGAAAAAGCUAGAGCUAUGCCAGACCCCUGGGCCGAGUUCCAUUUGGAAGAAGUUGAGACUGAGCCCUGCAUUAGAUACAGGUAUAAUGCCAUUACAGGUGACUGGGUACAGGACCAAGUGUUCAUUAAGAUGUCCUCUCAGCCUUUUGGAAAAGGGGCCAUGAGAGAGUGCUACCGAACAAAGAAGUUGUCAAACUUCUCUCACAGCAGCAACUGGAAAUGUGCCUCAAACUAUGUGGCUAAGCGGUACAUGGAGACUGUGGACAGAGACGUUUACUUUGAGGAUGUAAGGUUACAAAUGGAAGCUAAAUUGUGGGGUGAGGAGUACAAUCGCCACAGGCCUCCAAAACAGGUGGACAUUAUGCAGAUGUGUGUUGUGGAAAUGGCAUCUCGCCCAGGGAAACCACUUUACCACCUGGAGCACUACAUCGAGGGGCAGUACAUCAAAUACAAUUCCAACUCUGGCUUCGUGAGGGAUGAUAAUAUACGGCUCACACCCCAGGCAUUCAGUCACUUCACAUUCGAGCGUUCUGGUCACCAGCUGAUAGUUGUGGACAUUCAGGGAGUUGGCGAUCUCUACACAGACCCUCAGAUCCACACAGAGAAGGGAACAGACUUUGGUGAUGGCAACUUGGGUGUUCGUGGCAUGGCCCUGUUCUUCCACUCUCACCUAUGUAACAAGAUCUGUAAGAGUAUGGGUCUCACACCUUUUGAUGUGGCCCCUGCAGAAAGCACUCAGCUGGACUGCACCAAUAAGCUGCUGCAGUCAGCCAAGACCAUGCUCCGUGGCUGUGAGGAACAGUGUGGUUCCCCCAGGGUUCGGACCACCUCUUUCACCCAUAUGUCCCCUCAUCUCUCCCGCCUUUCGGAAACCUCCUCAGCUGAUGAGAACCUCAGUGAUGCAGAAUCAGUUCCCUGCUCUCCCCUUAGUCUCGGCGUCUCUGUGGACCGAUCGCCAUUGGGUUGGUCAUUCAUGAAUGAAAUGAACGAAGGAGACAGAAACAACACAGACCACAAGGCUUCAGACAGUGGAGGAGACAGUGGAUACCCCAGUGAAAGACGCAGUGAAGGAGACCUGGCUGAACAUCAUGACCGGGCUCGACCCGCCUACAACAGACAUUAUUCCGAAUCGGAUGAAGACAGUGUUCGCAGGCAGAAAGCGGUGCUUAAUGCCAGCAAGCUGUCCCUUACUGUAAACAGCCCUGACUCUCACACGCUCACAGAGGAAAAAUGGAGUUUCUUCCAUUCAUCCCGUGCCCAUAUUCACAGACCCUCCUGUGUAGCAGUAGAGGUGGAGAGAUUGAACAAUCUGAUGCUUGAAAGGAAAAUCGGCAAGUCUGUUUUGGGCAAGGUUCACCUAGCCAUGGUCCGGUACCAUGAGGCCGGAAGAUUCUGUGAGAAGGAUGCACCAUGGGACCAGAAGUCAGCUUUGUAUCAUUUGGAAAGGGCAGCCAUGUGUGGCGAGCUGGAGGCUAUUGUAGCUCUUGGCCAGUGCUAUCUGCAGCUGCCACAUCACAUUCUAUCUGAGCUCGAACUGGAGGACAGUGAUGAGAACAGAAAGAAAGGCUUCCGUUUUCUACUUCAGGCGGCUGAAGCUGGAGACAGACCCAGCAUGAUGUUAGUGGCCAGAGCGUUUGACACAGGCAUCAACCUCCCAUCUGACAGGACUCAGGACUGGGAGGAAGCCGUGCAGUGGUAUGAUUGUGUUUUGAAUAUGACAGACUAUGAUGAGGGUGGAGAGUUUGACGGUAUGCAGGAUGACCCACGAUAUCUUCUACUCGCUCGUGAAGCUGAACUGUUUCAGAUGGGAGGGUUUAACCUAACAGCAGACCCUCAGAGAGCAGGUGAUCUGUUCACUGAGGCAGCUGAAGCAGCCAUGGAGGCAAUGAAAGGCAGACUGGCUAAUCAGUACUAUAUGAAGGCUGAGGAGGCUUGGUCAGCUAUGGAGGAGUAAAGGAGCUGAUUUGUUUUCCCAAGACUGUUAUCACUUUUAAUAUUUAACUCUGGGAUAUGUUUACAUGGUCCUUUACAACAUAAUACUUUCAGAAUGCUGUGAUGUCCUUUUUUAUGAAGUUCUUUUAAAGCAGAUACACACAGAUGCUUCUGUGAAUGUUUGAAAGGUCUGCAUUAUGAGCUAGUUAAAUUUCACACCACUGCCAGCAAAACAGGAAGGAAAUGAAUCUAAGAAGAAUAAGACCCACAUGCAAAACACUUCAGUAGCAGCAUCAGCAAUAGCAUCAUUCCGCUUGUUGCUUUUUCUUGUCAUGGUCCAGAAAGUAGCCGGUAGAGCUGUAACGGUUUUGUGGUUCUUCAGGUCACGGUUUGGCGCAUGGUGUGCAUGAUAUGAUUGUACUUUUAUUUGUUUGUUUGUUUGUCUGUCUUUCUUGCUAAGGGCACUUGGACAAGCCCCUACUUCUCAUGCAUGCAAAUUGAACGCUAAAUUUGUGUCAAAUUGGGCUCCUUUUAGCACACAGCUGCAAAGAUCAGCACUUUCCACCUGUAGUCACAUCCCAAAUGCCUUGCUGUUUACAUGGGUUAAAUUAGGUGUGCUAAAUGAGGUGGAACACUGCGGUGUUUUCCUCAUAUGGGUGCAGCACUUUAUAUAUGGCAAGGCUGUUUACACCUGGCAUUAACAUGAGUUUCUUAUCUAGUUAGUAUUUGGACAUACUUUGGCCAGAUUCUGUCUUGUUUACACUUUCCACAAAAAUGCAUCCCCGGUGUGGGCUGGUGGCAUUCAAUUUCACUUUCUCCAAAGUUUUAAAUUUUAGAUUUAGUGAUUGACCAUCUACUGGCACAUGCGCAUUAUUGAGAUUACACAAAGAGAAACCAGUAUCUAUUAUGGUAAAUAGCACUUGUGUUAACUUUUUCAGUUAAUGCAUUUUAGCUUGCCCAACUGUAUUUGGGAAACACAUUCUGUUUGCAUUUGGCUUAAAUGCAGUUUAGAUGUGUCUCCACCUCCAAAUGUAUGUUUUGAUCACAGUCUGAUCAAAAUGUGGUCAAGUGAUCACAGAAAACAAAUUAGUUAAAGGUGGAAAAGGUUUCCUGAAAUUCUCCUCUCAUUUGACAGCACCCAGUUUAUACUAAGAAUGUAAAAACUGCCCCUAUUGUACAAACUACAAAUCCACAUAUCAAAAUAAACAACUUUAUUCAACUUUUUAAACAUUUUGAAAAAUAAAUUUGUUGUAUUAAAUAAAAAAAUAUUUUUUAUGUGUUUUGAGCUAACCAUGCUUUAAACCGUGACUCAGAACCUUUAAACCAAAACAGUAAAAGGGGGGUAAAAUUUGCUUUAAAUUAAGAUUGUUCCGCUGUAUUUAACAGGUAUGUUGAUGGACCUUGAAAAAUGCUUCAUCUGACCAACUGUGUUGGUUGCAUUAAGCUUGCAUUCAGUCUGUUUAAAUGUAAGGAAAGAACUGAGGUGUGUGUGUGUGUCUGGGUGUGUGUAAAGCUGAAGUCUGGAUAGCUGGUGCUCCAGCUGUUUACAGUCAGAUCUAGUCAGUAUGUCAGAUCUAGUCAGUCUAGCAUGAUAAUGGACAUUAUCAGAUAUUACAUAAGCCAGUAACAAGACUCUCCAAUAGAAAAGGAAGUGAUGACUAGCCCAGUUGGACAGUCAGUACUCUUAGUCAUUCUUUAUCUUGAUUGGCAUUCUUUAUCUUGCUUGCUGAAACUGCCUUGUGAAACACGUUCUGAGUUACAUUAUCUGAUUAUACUGUGUUGUCAAAUCAUGAAUCAGUAAAUCAUCAAGGGAAGGACAAAAGGCUACACAAAUACCAAAGCAGGGCACAGCUAGGGGUUGACAUGUAAUUGGCAGCGUUCUCUUUAUUCGCUUGAGUUCUGUUUUGAAAAACUUGUAUAAAUUGCAGCUAUGAUAUGCUUUUGAUGUAUAUAAGGCACAGGAGUAACAUACAAGAUCAUUUUUAAGGUUAAAUGAUCUGCAACUUGCAUUAUUGCAAUGCAGAUGUUGAAAUUUAGCACAAUUACUCCAUUAACUAACACCACACGUAACCGGGUGUUUUAAAACAUAGCUAGCUUGCUAGCUUGGUGUUUUGGGGUCCUUCUGCUCUUAAAAAUGAUAUGAAUGUGUGUGAGAGAGAUACUGCUUAUUAAAUAACACAUUAUUAUAACAGGAACUUUGUUGUUGCAGAAAAUGUUCUUUAUCCCCGGCUAGUUAACUAGCUCUGUUUUACUAUUACACAUAAGAAUUUUAUGUCCCCUGUUAUGCUAACGUUAGCAUUUUAGCUUGGGUCAUUUUCUGUUGUGGAUGUGGACAAUAUUUUCCUGAAACUGAGAGAGAAUGUUUUAACAUAAGUAUCCGAAUACAUGUGGACAGAACCUAAAUAUAAUGUAUGACCCAUAAGAGGAAGUUUUUAUGAAUUAUAUUAUGGUUGUGGUUUAGUCACAGGUGCUAGCCUAUUUAAGAUCAUCUCGACCCCAAUCACCUGUGAACACAAAGCUUUGAGCGUGCUUUUGCUUUUGUGUAACUUAACUGUGUUUUUGAUAUUGAAAAUUUGAAAAGUAGUUCCAGCUGCUUACAGUAAAGGAACUGUUGUUGUGAAUUAUUAGCGGUUGAUCUGUGUAAUAAUGCAAGCAUGGUAACAAAAACUGCUCUUAUCAGAUAUGAGAUCAUAGAUAAAAUGAUUUACCACGAGUCAGAUUGUGUGGUUGGAACUGAUUGUUGCAUAAAAUAACAAUAAUGCUCUAAACCAUAAUAAGUUCUUGCUUUUUUAAAGGAUAUAUACCAGUUGGCACACAAAACAUAACAGGGAAUUAAUUACAGACUGUUCAUUUUGAGAGAUUCGUAACAUUUAAUCUUAAAACAUGCACGGAGAACUAUACAGUUGAAGGUUGAGGAGUGUUUUCACAGAUAAAGCGCCUUAAAACUCCCAGUCUGACUUUCUUUCGACAUGGUGCUGCAGCUGCAGGCUAAUCAGAUUCUUGCAGUUUUCAUAAGCCUUUUUUCAGGCCAAACAAUGGUAAUGUACAGCUAAAUGGGAUUCAUGGACCAUUUUUGGCCAGUAGCACCUUUUCCUCAGCAGUUGAUGGAAAAUUGUGUUUGAGGCAGCUAAUCAAUGCAGUGUCGCGCUUUAUUUUCUUCCAAAAAUAAUGCAUUUACAUCUUUAACAUGCACACAGACACUUAACAAAUCUGCCUCUAGGUUCUUCAUCUCUCCUUUGGCAUGUUUGGCCAAAUAAACCCUCUGUGACACUUGAGUGCUCUUUCUGGUUAUCAAAUAAAUUUAAUACAUUGUGCAUGUGGAACAAAAAAGGAUUUUCUGAGCUGCAUGAACAAAAUUUCACAAAACAUGUACACAUUUCCAAUUGCUAAUUGAAUAAAUGCUUCUUUUGUUUUUAAUACAGAACUCUA